This is a messenger RNA of Phytophthora infestans T30-4, 2133 nucleotides long. RefSeq names its product leishmanolysin-like peptidase. Gene Ontology annotation, cellular component: membrane; cytoplasm. Gene Ontology annotation, molecular function: metalloendopeptidase activity. NCBI's taxonomy places the organism in Eukaryota, Oomycota, Peronosporomycetes, Peronosporales, Peronosporaceae. Gene Ontology annotation, biological process: proteolysis; cell adhesion. The coding region runs from base 1 to 2133 and encodes 710 amino acids. The transcript has 2 exons. The record is from RefSeq and is a predicted model, not a curated record.
AUGUCGUGCUCUAACGAGACGGAUUGGGCUUGCUGCAGCAACUCGAUGCCCGCUUUCUACCGCACCAACGGCGUGGCCAACGCGGAUUAUUUGCUGCACGUGACGGCACGUCCCACAAUAGGAGCUGUCAUUGCGUGGGCGCUACCAUGCAACCUGGACCAGUUCGGCCGCCCCAUUUCAGGCCAAGCCAACUUUAGUCCGUCACGCUUGAAUCCUUCGGGAACUACCGGCGCUAGUCGCACCGAACAAGUGGGCACGGCUCUACACGAGAUGACACACGCGCUGGUUUUCUCUCAACGACUUUUUGUCAACUUUCGUCAGCCACGGAACGGGCCACUCUGGAAAUAUGAUAACGUGGUUGUACAAACCAAGGGGACUGGAGGAAUAACUGUAAGUAAGAUCGUCACGCCACAGGUUGUCCAACAGAUUAAGCGGCACUUUAACUGUUUCAACUGGGCGGAUGCGGGGCUGGAGCUGGAGAACGGAGAUAAGGGUGGUUCUUCGUUUAGCUCUCACUGGGAGAAACGCGUCGUUAUGAACGAGUACAUGAGCGCCAUCAGUGCGUAUGAUCCAGUGUACUCUGCUCUCACGCUAGCGCUGUUUGCAGAUAGUGGGUGGUACGAAGUGAGCUUCUCUCAAGCCCAGCCGCUUCCGUGGGGAUAUCACGAAGGCUGUGGGAUUGCAAAGUCUCGAUGUUCUCAAUGGAGCGACCGCUACAUCUGCACGGACAAGUCUCAACGCGGGUGUACAGCAGACUAUAACGUCAAAGGCUAUUGCAACGUUGCGAGCUAUAGCUCCAGUAUCCCUGCGGGCUUUCAGUAUUUUAAGGACCCUCUUUUUGGUGGCCGGGACACAUUCGCAGACUAUUGUCCAUUCUACCGCGGUUACAAUAAUGGAGAUUGCCGUGGAAUUGGACGAACUGCGACGAUUUUGGACACGAAGAAUAACAUGGAAGAAGCUGGAUUGUCUAGUAAAUGUUUCCAGUCCAGUCUGAGUCGAGCUUCCGGUGAUUCUGCUGCAUUGCGGCCUACUUGCUACAAAGUACUGGAUUGCUCGGCGACUACGUUAACGUUGUCUAUCGGUGGGGUCAAAGUGCAGUGUCCUGCUGAAGGUGGGGAGAUUAAGGUUGCUGGGUAUAAGGGAAAGCUUGUUUGUCCGCCCAGCUCACAGAUUUGCCAGCUUCUACAGGACAAAUGCUCCGGUAAUGGAGUACUUCUUCCCAGCGGAGAGUGUGACUGCUUUCCAGGUCACACAGGUGACGACUGCUCUGGAAUUGAAUGCCCAAGCCACGAUGAUGCUGAGUGUGGAGGCAGUAGUCAUGGAAGCUGUGACCGGAGCACGGGGAUCUGUUUAUGCGCUAGUGGGUACACGGGCGUUAGCUGCUCGGAGCUGCUGUGUCCUAUGGAGAGCAACAGCAAAAAUGUCACGCAGUGUUCUGGUAACGGCGUCUGUGAUGUGGAUACCGGGGAAUGUACCUGUCGUAAUGGGUACUCUGGUGACGCUUGUGAGUGCGUUCCGGGCUGUACCAGCUUGUCUUGUGGAGCUAAAGGCGAGUGUAGUUGUGAGUCUGGUGCUUGUACAUGCUCCGUGGGAUUCUCGGGUGUUUCCUGCUCCGUUGCUGGAAAUCCUGACGUGACGGUGUUGACAGAAGAUGGAGUAAGUGUGACAGUCGGGGCGAAGCAGUACAAGUUUUUCAAGUUUGCUUUAGAUGCAAGCUCUUACGAUGUCACCUUUAUCGUAGAGUACCCAUCCGGUACUCCAGCUACGACUGACGUGGACUUAUACGCAUCAUUUGAUGAGAAAUUUCCGACGGCGAUGACAGCCAGCAGCAUUCGUUUUUCUAGCACUAACGACGCGAAAGUUAGUGAUGAAAUUAACCUCUGUGGGUCACUUGGCGUAUUCCCACGCGGUCUAAAAUCUACGUCGCGUAUUUGCAGUAAAGCAACAGAAGCCUAUACUCAAGCAGUACCUGGUUAUCUCUACCUGUCGCUGCUCGGGUUCUCCAGUGGCAAUUCUCUCGUGCGUCUACAUGUCGAGACGGACAAAUGUCGUGGCGUUACAUGCUCAGGUCAUGGUACUUGCGGUCACAACAUUCCCGUGUACCGAAAUGCGGACCUGACUGCCAAGAUUUAG